AUGCGUCCCAACAACAACGUCACUGUGCGAAGUCGUCUCUUCUCAUUGCAACAGAAGCAGGAGCAGACGCAGGCUGCACUAAUGGAGGAAGGAGAACGAAUUGAGAUGGGGACACGGAUCGUCCAUCCUGUCGCUGCGUAUGAAGCUGGUUGCCCUGUCUUCCCACGAAACAAACUUGAAGAAUCAACGGCAGCGGUUGAAAGAAUCGAGAACUACGAAAUUGAGGGCCGAAGGUAG
Messenger RNA from Hydatigera taeniaeformis, 237 nucleotides. Lineage: Eukaryota; Metazoa; Platyhelminthes; Cestoda; Cyclophyllidea; Taeniidae. The record is from the annotation of a GenBank genome assembly.